Pocillopora damicornis (cauliflower coral) is the source of this 1467-nucleotide messenger RNA. RefSeq names its product melanocyte-stimulating hormone receptor-like. The record is from RefSeq and is a predicted model, not a curated record. Lineage: Eukaryota; Metazoa; Cnidaria; Anthozoa; Scleractinia; Pocilloporidae.
UUAGGUCUGAAUAAUUUUAUGUAUAGGGAGAUCGUCGCGAAUUCUUUGUUUUUUUCUUUUUAGGUACACUGCAAAGUUUGAAGACUUUAUUUUCAGUCUAAAAUUCAUAGUUUAUAUUAACACUUAAUCUCCACUUUAUCAAUAUAGGUCCAUCUUAGUUAAGAGGGAUCGCUUGUCGCGUUAUGAAAAAGUUUAUUAAAGGUGUCUUUUCGUUUGCCUAAUACUACUUAUUAAUACCUAAUUCAUUUUUUGACAGAUCAGAGAAUUUUCUCCAACAAUUUAAAUGAAGAAACGUCAUAUGGAAGUCUUUAUAUGGUUUUAAUAAGAAAGUAAGGUUUCAGUAAUCGCAGCUGGGAGGGUGCUGUACUGACGAAAUACAUUUCCUUGCCAUUACAGAUGACCUGAAUGAAAGAAAAAUGUCGACAACAAAUUUCAGUAGAGAAGGAACACACACCAAAACAUUUCAUGAACUGCUAUGCUCCCCUUCUUUGAUGGGGGGACUUCAACUCGAAUCAGUUUCUUUCUCAGCGGUGCUAAUUCUCCUCUCAAUCACAACAUUUCUUGGAAAUUCUCUUAUCCUUGUUGCCCUUCAUAAAGAAUCUUCCCCUCAUCCACUAUCCAAACUCUUGUAUCGUUGUCUGGCAAUAACUGACCUGUUGGUUGGUCUUAUUAGCCAGCCCCUCGCUACUAGUCACUGGAUGCUCAUGGUUCACGAACACUGGAGUCUUUGUCGCUAUGUAAAUGGCGCAGUCUACAUAACAGGCCUAGCAUUAAGUGGAGUGUCUUUGAUGACAACGGCUGCCAUAAGUGUAGACAGACUUCUCGCCCUGUUGUUGGGGCUGAGAUACCAACAAAUUGUAACUUUAAAGCGUACAUAUUUCAUUGUAGCCGCCUUUUGGGUUUUCGAUCUCGUUGCUUCUUUACGCAUCAUUUUUGAUCACCGUAUAACCUUACUGUACGGCUACAUAAUUAUACCACUUUGCCUGGUCGUUUCGCUCGCCUCUUAUCGAAAAAUUUUCCCUACUCUCGAUAUCAUCAGGCCAGAUCCAGAUCCUUUUCAACAACGGCCGAACCAACUAAAUACACUGAAAAUGGCCCGAUACAGAAAGGCAGUAUGCAGUGCACUGUGGGUGCAGUUGGCAUUAGUUGUUUGUCAUGCACCAAUCACUACAGUGGAAAUUGUAGUCGCCCAUUCUAAAACAUACACAUCACACUUAAUCAUCACACGGAGAGUAGCAGUUACCUUAGUUUACCUCAACUCGACGUUAAACCCGUUUCUUUACUGCUGGAAGAUUAGUGAACUAAGACGAGCAGUAAAGCAGACAAUCAGACAAGCACUUUGCUGCCCAUGGAGUUAGAUCCUCCUCGAGUUAAAAUCAUAUCACAAUAUUCCGAGUUGACCUGUAGAGUUCGUUCAUUAUCAGCCAACGCUCGUUGUUUACGUUAUUGGAUAGGAAGAAAUAGGAA